AUGGCCAGUGAAAUAUCCGACCGCGUCACCGAGCUAUUCAGGGAGAUCACCUCCGACUUGUACUCCAAUUCUCCUGCCUCGGUCCUCGUGGGAGUCGUCGCACAGGAGCUUUCAUCUUCCUUCCCGACUUAG
Linum tenue is the source of this 132-nucleotide messenger RNA. Lineage: Eukaryota; Viridiplantae; Streptophyta; Magnoliopsida; Malpighiales; Linaceae. The record is from the annotation of a GenBank genome assembly.